Molecule: messenger RNA, 558 nt
Organism: Parastagonospora nodorum SN15
Lineage: Eukaryota; Fungi; Ascomycota; Dothideomycetes; Pleosporales; Phaeosphaeriaceae
Exons: 3
Coding region: 1-558 (185 amino acids)
Molecular function (GO): phosphatidylglycerophosphatase activity
Source: RefSeq, a predicted model, not a curated record
AUGAACAUUUCGGGGACGCUGAACGUGUUCCGCCUGCUCAGAGAUCCAACACUAUGUCUCCCGCAACACACUGUCUCCACCUUUAACCACCUCCCAAUCCCUCUAUCUAAAGCAUUCCCAAGGAAGGAUGGGGCAAAGAUUGGCAAGGAGGUAGACAUCCAGGCUGUUGUACUUGACAAAGACAACUGUUUUGCGGUGCCGCACACGAAUGAGCUGCAUCCACCUUAUCAUCGCCUGCGUCAAGCCUACCCGGGCUCAAAGCUUCUGAUAGUUUCCAACACUGCAGGUACAGACUCCGACAAGCAGCAAGAGGAGGCCACUGCUUUGGAAGAGAACACUGGCAUCAAGGUGUUGAGACACUCUACCAAGAAACCUGGCUGUAAGGAAGAGGUCAUGACUUACUUCAGGGCACAUCCUGAUGCUGGCGUAACAAGGCCCGACCAGAUUGCCAUUGUUGGCGAUCGUUUGUCCACUGAUAUCAUGAUGGCAAACAUGAUGGGUAGCUACGGGGUCUGGAGCUUCGCUGACUUCCAGCAAGUUUGCCAGGAUGGAAGAUAG